UUUUACUAAUAACGAAAGUAAACAUAAAAUAUUACUUUUUUUAUAAAAAAAAUUAUUAUUAAAAUGGCAACACUGUGGCGGUGCGUGAGAGGUGGGGUGAAGAUGGAGUCGAGAGAAAUUUUGAAAGCUGUAAAGUUCUCGGCCGUUAAACACAGGAGACAAUUGAGGAAAGACGAAGUAACACCCUACAUUAAUCACCCUAUAGAUGUUGCUUACAUCCUGACGGAAGAGGCUGGAAUUACCGAUUCCGACGUUAUACAGGCUGCUCUACUUCAUGAUACUGUUGAAGACACUGACACUACUUUCAAAGAGUUAGAAGAAGUUUUUGGUCCCAAAAUAACAUCAAUUGUGGUAGAGGUGACAGACGACAAGACACUUCCAAAGGCAGUUAGAAAACAGGCACAAAUAGACACUGCUGCUGGUCUCAGUCACGAGGCCAAACUGGUAAAGUUAGCUGACAAGCUAAGCAACCUGCGAGAUUUAGAGAGGGCCACUCCUGUUGGAUGGAAUGAAAAGAGAGUUCAGGAAUAUUUCAUGUGGGCUUCUAAAGUGGUGGAAGGACUAAAGGGGACCAAUGAAAGACUAGAAAUGCUUCUCAAUAAAUGUUUUCAAUUAAGAGGAAUUGAUUCUUCCUAAUAUUAAAUUUUGGUAAAGAGAAAUAUAUAAAAAUAUUUCUGUUUGUACAAAAUAUUAAAUUGUUAUAAAUAAGA
This is a messenger RNA of Centruroides sculpturatus (bark scorpion), 710 nucleotides long. It is a transcript of the gene Mesh1, whose product is annotated as guanosine-3',5'-bis(diphosphate) 3'-pyrophosphohydrolase MESH1-like. The record is from RefSeq and is a predicted model, not a curated record. The transcript has 4 exons. NCBI's taxonomy places the organism in Eukaryota, Metazoa, Arthropoda, Arachnida, Scorpiones, Buthidae. Gene Ontology annotation, molecular function: guanosine-3',5'-bis(diphosphate) 3'-diphosphatase activity. The coding region runs from base 64 to 636 and encodes 190 amino acids.